This is a messenger RNA of Pecten maximus, 2689 nucleotides long. Its product is annotated as mucin-2-like. The transcript has 5 exons. NCBI's taxonomy places the organism in Eukaryota, Metazoa, Mollusca, Bivalvia, Pectinida, Pectinidae. The record is from RefSeq and is a predicted model, not a curated record. Bases 131 to 1336 code for a protein of 401 amino acids.
CUUACAACAACGCUUGGGUCUGGAGAUCCGGAAGUUAAAAAGCACCUCCACACUCCUCUUAUCUGCGCACCUGUAGAAGUUGUACCUUCACUUACCAUACCGGAGGAUAAGGCAACCGUGAACAUAAAAGAUGGGCGAGGAAUACAAUCUCGAGGCCGGGAAAUUUUACACAUCGUGCGGUAAGACACACGUCAAUUGCCUGAUAGUAAUACUGGUACUAGGGGCUAUAGGGAUAUCUGUUGGAAUGAUUGUCUAUCUAUCAGCUAACGUGACAGAAACGCAAAGUCAACAUGACAUCGUUGCCAACAACGCACCUAUCUACAACCCCACAUCAAGAGACUUUACGACAACGAAAUCGCCAACAGUGACAACGAAGACAUCGACAAGGACAGAGGAAAUAACAACGAAACUCCCACAUGUUGUGACAACUACUAAGGUUGUUAUGACGACCAAGCCGUAUAUAACGACAACCACAAAACCGAACAAUGCUAUUUCUGACAAAAACACUAGUGCAGCGCCAUUGUCAACAUUGACGAUGGUUAAAGAUGCCAGUAAAUCAACAAUCGAAGAAAGCCAUACUACGCCAGUUAGUGUAAUGGCAACAAACAAAGACGAUAAAACAACACAAAAUUCUACUGUACUGAAAACAACAGCCAGAGAUUCGAAUACAACGCGACCGCCGGUAUUGACAACAAACAAAGAUGAUAAAAUAACACAAAAUUCGUCUUUACUGACAACAACAGCCAGAGAAUCGAAUACAACGCAACCACCGGUAUUGACCACAAACAAAGAUGAUAAAACAACUCAAAAUUCUAUUGUACUGACAACAAAAGCCAGAAAAUCGAAUACAACGCGACCGCCGGUAUUGACAACAAACAAAGAUGAUAAAACAACACAAAAUUCGUCUUUACUGACAACAACAGCCAGAAAAUCGAAUACAACGCGAUCGCCGGUAUUGACCACAAACAAAGAUGAUAAAACAACUCAAAAUUCUAUUGUACUGACAACAACAGCCAGAGAUUCGAAUACAACGCGACCGCCGGUAUUGACAACAAACAAAGAUGAUAAAACAACACAAAAUUCGUCUUUACUGACAACAACAGCCAGAGAAUCGAAUACAACGCAAUCGCCGGUAUUGACAACAACCCAACACGAUAAUACAACACAAAUUUCGUCCGUACUGACAACAAUAGCUAAAGAUUCGAAUACAAUGCGAUCGCCAGUCUUGACAAGGAUAAAAGACGAUAAUACAACACAAAUGUCGUCCGUACUGACAACAAUAGCUAAAGAUUCGAAUACAACGCGAUCGCCAGAAUUGACAACAACCAAAGACUGAUGUAAACACCCUACCACAAGUGUUGACAAUAGUCAAUAAUGCUUAUGCAACAACUGUCAAUUAUAUCAGCUGUCAAAGAUUCUUCUACCGCGAAACCUUCAAUCAUAACAACGACUCCACAUGCGAAUGCAUCACAACCGUCGGUUUUGACCACAAAAGAAGACACUUAUACUUCACAAUCAUCGGAAUUGACAACGAUUAAGACCACAACACACCCGUCAGUAGUGACAACUCUCGUAGAUAUUAGUGCUUCGGGACCGACAGUACAGAAGACUGUCGAAGGUACCAGUCGCGAGUACGAUCAACAUAAAACUUUCACACCAUAGUCGGUAUUUGUAUCUUUCAAAGAUAACCUAGAUACAAUGAGAAAUAUUUUGGUAGGUAAAACGCGAAUACCUUUUGAUGGCACCAAUCAACACUGUAAAGAUGAACCCAAGCAAUACCCACUUUGACGGGUUAUUUGAAAAUAUUGAAAUACGACGUCAGAUAUUAUACUACUGAUUCCCACACAUUUUGGCAGAAUUUUCCCGUCUUGUCUUUAAAAUAAGAUAAAAGGAUAAUUAAAUGAUCUCUCGUUUAACAUUACAAAUGUUUCACGGGUAUCAAAGAAUAUCGAUAUUUUUCACGAGGCUGAAAUGUAUAGUAGUAAUGAAGAUUUGUUAAAGUGUUGUGUAUAUUCAUUUGUAAACACAUGCGCGAGUUUAAUCAUAUAUGUUUGUAUAUAGUAUCAUAAGGAUGUUCACAUAAAAUGUAUGUGUAUACACGAGCUUGUAUAUUAUUGUACGUAUGUGUGUAUGGUCGCAUGUGUGCGGUGCGAGUAUUGCGAUUAUAUACUUGUUUGUAAAUUUGGUUUGUAGUACUUUCAGAUUAAAGAAAAUCAAUCAGUUAGCUUGUAAAAUAGUCAUCAGUAUCUUGGAUACGAUCAGAUAACCACCUCCUUUUGUGUAAAUAAGGUUUGAAGUAUAUUACAAUACUACACUUAAUAACUUGUAAGUCUAUACAUAAAGAGAUGUAACCCCGUUCAUAAUUUACGAUAUAUGAAUACUCUGAAACUAUGCUAUACAUGCAUGGCGGGAAAAUGUCAUUUCGUUUACAAUAAGUGUCGAUAUAUUUUAAUAAAUUGCAUAGAAAAAUUCAAUAUGUAUUAUCAAAAAUGUGAAUUUCUAAAAUGGCGCAUUAGUCCCUCUAACCUUUCCCAUAAAGAACUUAUAUUCAUUUAAAUAUUAUAUCAGUUUUAAAUACAAUUGUAUCAUGUUAGAGGUUAAAUUUAUUUGCAUACAUAUGAAUCAUUAUUUUAUUGUUUAAUUAGAUUGUUUUGUGAAUGUUUUAUUAAAAAGGAUAUACAAAAAUAAA